Molecule: messenger RNA, 984 nt
Organism: Zea mays
Lineage: Eukaryota; Viridiplantae; Streptophyta; Magnoliopsida; Poales; Poaceae
Exons: 6
Coding region: 1-984 (327 amino acids)
Source: RefSeq, a predicted model, not a curated record
AUGGAGGAUAGCCGGCCAGAAGCCCAGGACCAGGAGAGCGCCCGCGACGGUGCUCCGGCCUCCGGCCUCCGGGCGCGAGACGGCGUGAGGCGAAUGGCGGCUGCCGGCUGGAGGGAGGCGCGACUAUCAGAAAGAAAAGGCGAGCUUGACGAGCUCGGACUGGAGCGCGCAGGUGACGUCGAGGUCCUGGAGCUGGCGGAGGACGUGGACCCAGGCGUCGAGCGUGGAGAGGAAGAAGCCAGCUGGGAGAGGUCCAGCUCCGCGGAGGCCUGCGGGUCGAAGGUCGGCCCGGAUUGCGGUCUCCCGGAUCUCGGCCGCCGCAGGGGGAACCAGCACCAUCGCGGCGACGAGGAAGAGGAGGGCGGUCAGGGAGGGCCCCCGGUGCGCCACGGCGUGCAGCGACGGCGAGGCGGCCAUUAUGUGUGCCCGUCCAGCAACCUUUGUGCUCUGCUUUCUCCGCUCACCCCCUUCCCCUCAACGAUAGACACCAAGACUAAGGCUGAUCUUGAGGAAGUUGUUGUCGCUGAAGCUGAUAUUAUGAACUUGCAGCAAAAGGUUUCUGAUCUUCGGGGACAACUCAACAACCAAGUUCAGUUGAGUUCCACCUCGUUAUGUGAAUCAUGCAACAACAAGCGAUCCAUAAAUGCAGACAAGCUUGUCGAAGGUGAACAAAACGCUGCCCUUUCUCCACAGAUUGCCUCAGUCGAAGCACCACCAAUUGUAGGGUCUUAUUCUGUACCUGACAUGUUCUGGGCUACAAACCAAAUGGUUCAGAAGAUGUUGUAUUCAAAGGGUGAGAUUGCGAAGGAUGGCCAAGACGGAUCACUUACAUCAAGAUGGAACUUUGCACAGAGACCACACUCAAAUAGUCCAGUCGUGAGCAGGGUUCAAGGUUCUGAUGCCUAUUCAAGUACUAAAACCGAGGAAUCUGGAGGCGCACCUUCCUCUGCAUUAGCCAAGCUGACAUAUGUAUCUUUCAAGUAG